Messenger RNA from Humulus lupulus (European hop), 685 nucleotides. RefSeq lists its product as uncharacterized. Bases 216 to 518 code for a protein of 100 amino acids. The transcript is spliced from 2 exons. The record is from RefSeq and is a predicted model, not a curated record. NCBI's taxonomy places the organism in Eukaryota, Viridiplantae, Streptophyta, Magnoliopsida, Rosales, Cannabaceae.
AAGUACAUAAAGUAUAUUAUUUUCAAAGGCGUUACUUUCAAAUUAUAUUCUUAAUCCAAAAAAAAAAAACUCUUAAGAUCUCAAAAAGCAUAGACGAAGAAUAAUAAUAAAUAAAUAUAAGAACCGCAAGAUCUCUUUCACCAGGCCUCGUAGUAGUAGUCGUCGGUCUUUGGUGCGUGGGGGCCAACGUGUCAUCCCCACCACUAGCCCUGUCGAUGGCCGAAUCACGACAAGAAAGAGGCGGCGAAGAAGCGAGCGAAAUCAGCUGCUGCCGGCGGCUGCAGCGGGCGUUGAGCGAGUGCCAUCGGCGGAUUCCGUUAGGUCCGGCGCGGGACUCGGCCUGUCGUCACCUGAACCGGGCUCUGGCCGAGUGUCUGGUUUCGACGACCUGUCCGGAACAGUACGAGGCUGUAAAGAGCCUAUGUUCCAGCUCCGGAACCGUUUUGAAACGAUCUCAGUGCCAAGAGGCUCAGCUCUCCCUCUCUGUCUGCCUCUCUUACUAUCAAACCUCCACCUGACAUCCAACAAUUUUCCCUAGGGUGUUCGUGAUGCGGGUGGUGCGGUUUUUCUUUAAUUUUUUGGACUGCACUGCAUACGCGGUUUGAACAAUUUUACAAACUGCAACCCGCACCGCAUAGACCUCAAACCGCACCGCAAAAAUGCGGUGUGGUGCGGUGUGAGCGGU